GGAGAGACUACAUCUCCCUGCAUGCAAUGCGGUUUUGUAUAAACUACAAAUCCCAGCAUGCCACAUCGGUAUCUUUUACUCUACAGUGUAGGUAUUUACGAGGCCGGGUAUUGUUACCAAGAAAUGGUUUCUUGAAGUCGCGAUGUGUGAUUGUGGCUGGAAGAUAGAGAGGUGUUUUAUGUGUAGGGCUCUAAGCGGCAAGAGAUGGCUGUGGUAGAAAGAAGCCGUUGGAUCCGCAAAGGACGUGGGAAGAAGAAAAUCUGAGGCCCCACCGGCAAAGAGAAGCCGUCGGUUGCCUGUUUGACAGCCUGUCAAACCCGAAUGUGCGCUUUUCUGUUUUCUUCCGGGCUGGGUUGAACCUCUUCAGCUUCCGUAGGCAGUGGGUCGGAAGUGCAGGUCAAAAUGGAAGUGAAUCCCCCCAAGCAGGAGCACCUGCUGGCUCUGAAAGGUUUGAGAGCCUCCCACCAGAAUGGAAUAGAUACCUGGUAAAUCACUCACUCUGUUAUAUGCUGCUGCGAUGACCAGGCAGAUUUUAGCUGCAGAAGCUGACGUCCCCACCCGAACCGGGGAGAGCUCUGUGAACCAAGAUGAUUUACGGCGGACAUCUAAAGUGGUUUUCCUUUCUGUCUCUUGUCUCUUCAUGUGGCACUGAGGAAAUGACCAGGCUUCAGCUUCAUCUGUAAAAUUGGCCUAGUAUCGCGGCGUCAGCAGUGCCAAGGAUUUAGGAAUACGUAGUACUACAACAUAUAAUUUAGUGAUGCGGUUGACUAAGCCUACUUUAUUCACCAAUAUUCCAGUAACAUGUGAAGAGAAAGACUUACCUGGAGAUCUCUUUAACCAACUCAUGAGAGAUGAUCCUUCAACUGUAAAUGGUGCAGAAAUAUUGAUGUUGGGAGAAAUGUUGACUUUACCACAGAAUUUCGGGAAUAUAUUUUUGGGAGAGACCUUUUCCAGUUAUAUCAGCGUUCAUAAUGAUAGCAAUCAAGUUGUAAAAGACAUAUUGGUAAAAGCUGAUCUUCAGACAAGUUCUCAACGUUUAAAUCUUUCAGCCUCCAAUGCUGCAGUGGCUGAACUUAAACCUGAUUGUUGUAUUGAUGAUGUCAUACACCAUGAAGUAAAGGAAAUUGGAACACACAUCUUGGUGUGUGCAGUGAGUUAUACAACUCAGGGUGGAGAAAAAAUGUAUUUUAGAAAAUUCUUCAAAUUUCAGGUUCUCAAACCACUGGAUGUGAAAACCAAAUUUUACAAUGCAGAGAGUGACCUCAAUUCUGUGACUGAUGAAGUGUUUCUGGAAGCCCAGAUUCAGAAUAUUACAACCUCACCCAUGUUUAUGGAGAAAGUUUCAUUGGAGCCAUCUAUAAUGUAUAAUGUAGCAGAAUUAAAUUCAGUCAACCAAGCUGGAGAAUGUGUAACUACGUUUGGGUCAAGAGCAUAUUUGCAGCCAAUGGAUACACGCCAGUACUUGUACUGCCUAAAGCCCAAGAAGGAGUUUGCAGAAAAAGCAGGCAUCAUUAAGGGAGUAACAGUAAUUGGAAAAUUGGAUAUAGUGUGGAAAACAAAUCUAGGUGAAAGGGGAAGAUUACAGACCAGCCAACUUCAAAGAAUGGCUCCAGGCUAUGGAGAUGUUAGGUUGUCUUUGGAGGCAAUCCCAGAUACCGUAAACCUAGAAGAACCUUUUCAUAUUACCUGUAAAAUAACAAACUGCAGCAGUGAAAGGACUAUGGAUCUGGUUUUGGAAAUGUGCAAUACCAGUUCCAUCCACUGGUGUGGUAUUUCCGGAAGACAGCUCGGAAAGCUGCAUCCCAGUUCCUCUCUCUGCCUUGCCCUUACUCUGCUGUCUUCAGUCCAGGGACUGCAGAGCGUCUCCGGCUUAAGACUUACAGACACAUUCUUAAAGAGAACAUAUGAAUAUGAUGACAUCGCACAAGUCUGUGUGGUAUCUUCAGCCGUUAAAGUGGAAAGCUGAAGAAAAUUUCCGAUAUUAUGCUUUUCGUUGAGUUUCACAGAACUUUCUGUAUUUUUGUCGCCUUUGUAAAAUGAUCAACAGCAAAGAUAAGUUUCUAUUAUUUAAAUUUCUUUCCUGGAAAACAGUUUAAAUAUUUCUUUUGAAAAGAACCAUCUAUUGAUAUUAUCUUCAGUUUUAUGCUAAAUGGACAUUUGUACAUUUUCUACACAUUAUCCUAUUUUGUUUCAUUUUAGAUGAGCAUUGGACUUCAUUCUCCAAAAGCUCUAUAUUUGAGGCCAUUUGUUCCUAGCAAAUAUCUAGAACAGAGGUCAGCAAACUUUUUAUGUGAAGGGCCAGAUACUGAAUAUUUUAGGCUUUGCAGCCCCUAUGGUUUCUAUUGAAAUGACUCAACUCUGCUGUUGUAGUGUGAGAGCAGCCAGCAGGCUCAAAGAGCACAGCGGUAUGUACAAAGACAGGCAGCUGGCCAGAGUGGGCUUGCAGGCCGUAGUUUGCUGCCCUCAAUCUAGAAGAUACAGCUGUUUCUUAGAAUUCUUCUAAUUAUUUAGAAAUAUUUCAGUUAACCCCACUUUUUUUCCUAGCACCUCAGUCAACAGAAAAAGUUUGUUUAAAACAUCUGGGGUAUUCUUCGUGUAGCCUUGUAUUUGCUAACACAGUAUGAGUUUUUCUAGUUGUUUUCAAAAUUAUUGUAUUGGUAUAUAUCUGUGUUUGUUUAUAGACACAAACACACACGUCUAAGUUUUCAGUUACUAACAGCAGAUUAGAAUUGGUUUUAUUUCUUAGAUUGUUAAUUAUUUUGUUAACUCUUAAUUAAGAAGGCUGAUAAUUUUCUAAUUCUAAGCCAAAAAGUCUGGGCUAUUUUCCCAUUGAAAAAUAAUCCAAUUAUUUUCAUAAGUAUUUAAAGGAUUUUCAGCUUCUGAUAUUUGAUUUUGGACUCUCAAUCAUGUAUUAAAAUUAUAAAACUUUCUAUAUCUGCAUGUAGUCACACUAAUUUACUUAUGCCAUGAACAAAACAGUGAGAAAGUUAAGAUUGUUAACAACUUUGCAAUAUGAAUAUAAUAAAAGUUUCAAUAUUUUGUCAGGAAAAUAAAAGCUUAUGCUGUUAAAUAAAAAGUUAUUUUGGUAAGUUGAAAUUCAAGGAUGUAUAUAUAAUUGCUUAAAUGUAAGAGUGCAUUAAGUCAAAUACAAAAACUGGUUUUUCUUAAAUGCAUAAUUAUUUAUUGCCAUGACAAAUUGUUUGGUCCAAAAUGAAAGCUGUAUUUAGAAUGAGAUCUCCCCCUUAAAGUGGAGUAGUAAUUAAUGAAAUGUCUGUGCAAAAUAAAGUGCAAGCAGUGUAAAA
Messenger RNA from Equus quagga, 3302 nucleotides. It is a transcript of the gene TRAPPC13, whose product is annotated as trafficking protein particle complex subunit 13. Gene Ontology annotation, cellular component: TRAPPIII protein complex. NCBI's taxonomy places the organism in Eukaryota, Metazoa, Chordata, Mammalia, Perissodactyla, Equidae. Bases 758 to 1966 code for a protein of 402 amino acids. The transcript has 14 exons. The record is from RefSeq and is a predicted model, not a curated record.